AUGUCACCGCUGCUACAUCAUUUGCUUUCCAUUACACGAACGCAGUUAUCUCGAACGCAGCUAAAGCAAAUGACGAAAGCUUUUAGUGGAAGUCAAAUACAAAAUACUCAUCCUGCAACAAACUAUGAUGAAGAAGCAGAUGAUCGUGAUCGUUUCAAAUACGACAAAUUUUAUAAUAGCGUAGUAAUGUAUGGUUCACCAGUGGUACUCGCGAUCCUUUUUUAUGUAACUUAUUUGGGACAUCAGAUGGAGGAACAUUUCGAUCAAGACAAAUAUGUUCACUAUCCGUAUCUCACUGUUCGCAAUAAGCCGCUUCCAUGGGGUGAUGGUAAUCACUCACUGUUCCACAAUCCAGAAAGAAAUUACGUGCCAGGCGUUGGUUUCGAAAAGAAACAAGAAAAACACCACUGA
Molecule: messenger RNA, 411 nt
Organism: Brugia malayi
Lineage: Eukaryota; Metazoa; Nematoda; Chromadorea; Rhabditida; Onchocercidae
Gene: Bma-cox-6A
Product: Cytochrome c oxidase subunit VIa family protein
Exons: 3
Coding region: 1-411 (136 amino acids)
Biological process (GO): mitochondrial electron transport, cytochrome c to oxygen
Cellular component (GO): mitochondrial inner membrane
Molecular function (GO): enzyme regulator activity
Source: RefSeq, a predicted model, not a curated record